Salmo salar (Atlantic salmon) is the source of this 3051-nucleotide messenger RNA. It is a transcript of the gene peli2, whose product is annotated as pellino E3 ubiquitin protein ligase family member 2. The record is from RefSeq and is a predicted model, not a curated record. Lineage: Eukaryota; Metazoa; Chordata; Actinopteri; Salmoniformes; Salmonidae. Gene Ontology annotation, biological process: regulation of Toll signaling pathway; protein polyubiquitination. Gene Ontology annotation, molecular function: ubiquitin protein ligase activity; protein binding.
GCUCCUGGCUGUUUUUGGAUCUGCUUUUAAAGCGGAUUGAACCACCGAGUUGCGUUAACUAGGACUCACAAAACAACGUUUUUGUUCCAUUAAUUUUAAAAGAAAGACUGUUCUAUAUAGUCGUAAAUACUUAUGCAACGAGAUAUACAGUGAAAUGGCAGUUGCGUACACUCUUUGUAGGGAAUUCCUUGUGUUCUUUUCCCUCUGAAUUUGAGAGAGUGCAUUGAGAUCGAGGGGCGCCUGCUGUCCAUUGAAGCAAGAACCCUCAUGUUUUCGCCAAGCCAGGAGGAGCAGUGCGCCCCUACAAAAGACCCAAUAAAAUACGGGGAGUUGGUAGUAUUAGGGUACAAUGGCUCUCUCCCGAACGGAGACCGGGGCAGAAGGAAAAGCCGCUUUGCCCUGUACAAGAGAAGCAAAGCCAACGGUGUUAAACCCAGCACCGUCCAUAUCCUCAACACACCACAGGCCAGCAAGGCGGUGACCUGCAAAGGGCAGCACAGUAUUUCCUACACUCUGUCCAGGAACCAGACAGUAGUGGUGGAAUACUGCCAUGACAAAGACACAGACAUGUUUCAGAUUGGCCGCUCCACAGAGAGUCCCAUAGACUUUGUGGUGACGGACACUGUGUCUGGGGGUCAGGAGGGAGAUGAGACGCCCAUCACCCAGAGCACCAUCUCGCGCUUCGCCUGUCGUGUCGUCUGUGAGCGGGUCCUGCCCUACACCGCCCGCAUCUACGCUGCUGGCUUUGACUCCUCCAAGAACAUCUUCCUGGGGGAAAAAGCCGCCAAGUGGAAGAACCCGGAUGGUCACAUGGACGGGCUGACAACCAAUGGAGUGCUGGUGAUGCACCCCAGGGGUGGGUUCACAGAGGAGUCCAAGCCAGGAGUAUGGAGAGAGAUCUCUGUGUGUGGGGAUGUUUACACCCUGAGAGAGACCCGCUCUGCUCAGACCCGCGGCAAACUGGUGGAGUGUGAGAGCAACGUGCUGCAGGACGGUUCCCUGGUAGACCUAUGUGGAGCCACCCUGCUGUGGCGCACAGCUGACGGCCUCUUCCACACACCCACCCAGAAGCACCUGGAGGCCCUGCGGCAGGAGAUCAACGCAGCGCGCCCCCAGUGCCCUGUGGGCCUCAACACCCUAGCUUUCCCCAGCAUGCAGCGCAGCCGCGCCCUCUCCUCCCUGGAGGACAAGCAGCCCUGGGUCUACCUGGCCUGUGGCCACGUGCAUGGCUACCACAACUGGGGCCACCGCUCGGAACAGGAGCCCAGUGCCCAGCGGGAGUGCCCCAUGUGCCGGACCGUGGGCCCCUACGUGCCGCUGUGGCUGGGCUGUGAGCCUGCCUUCUACGUGGACGUGGGCGCCCCCACACACGCCUUUGUGCCGUGCGGUCACGUGUGCUCAGAGAAGUCGGCAAAGUACUGGGCGGAGAUCCCUCUGCCCCAUGGCACCCACGCCUUCCAUGCCGCCUGCCCAUUCUGUGCCACCCAGCUCAGCCUCACCCAGGGCUGUGCCAAGCUCAUCUUCCAGGGCCCCAUUGACUGAGCUGCGAGGCCCUGGGGUGGGGGAAAGAAUGAGGCAGGAGGGCCAACAUGCUGUGAAACUGUUCAGACUUUUUAGUGCUUUGUUUUUUUAUCACCAGACUGUAAAGAGGAGGAACGCUUCACAAGGUUGAUGGUGUACUACAACAGUGUGUUCCAAGUUUCCGUGGAGAUGGGCCUGAAGGCAGUGGUCCAUUACACAGUGUUUGGGCUUCUGGUCCUCUGGAUGGCCGCUGGCGUAGUGUACACAGCGAUGUGGACCUAAGGCACAACCACAGAAACCAUCAUACUCUUCAGCUGCCAGCCAUCAGCUUUCAACUCAACUGAGCUAACUCUCUGGACUGUGCAAGCUAAAAUGGCUGCUCAUUUCAAGUAGAAGGGCUACAAAACGUGUUUCUCGAUCGUAAACUCCAAACGGAUUACAGAGAGUAGGUGUAGUUAGGGUCUGUGGGGGUUGGGUGGGAUGGUUCAUGGUGGGUCUGAGGUGCAUGAUUUUCACAGAGCCAGACAGCUGGACUGUUGGCUGGGAGGAGGACCGAGCGAGCCAGCAAGGUUCAUGGGUAACUAGUUAAGUGCUCUCCAUUGGCUCCUCAGCUCUUAUCUGGUUUUUAAUGGUAUCCAGAACAUUUAGCCUUUCCAGAGGUGAGCUGAACUCUGUUCUGUUCAGGGAACAGAUCCUUAAAAGAAAACAAGUGUUUUUCUCUCCUCUUGUACAGAGAUGUAUCCAGUGCCUGGGGCUCCCAGUAAAACCCUGGGAAUAUUUUUACUAAAUGAAAAAAGCUAUUUUGUUGAGGGUUAUUAAGGGAGGGGGAGAGUUUUACAUAAAGUAUAAAGAAAUUUAACCCACAGAAUAUUUUCCAUCUUUUUAUUCUUUGUUAAGAAGUAUUUUACUACACUGAGGUGUACAUUUUUUUGUAUUUUAUUUUUUAUGAAAAUGUUAAUAUAUUUUUCUCUUGUAACUAUUGUGUGCAUGUAGGUUGGAUCACAUGGGUGUGCUUGAAUGUGUCAACACCGGCUCAUACGGAGAAAUUAGUCCCUUGUGACGUAACCACCAAAAGGCAACAACAGGCCACUGGCAUCAACCUUGUGGGUCAUGACAAUGAAUCUAUUAAAAUACAUACUCUCCUCACCAUUGGCGCUUUAGCCUAAAUUAUGCAAUUGCUUUGCUGAAUGGCUAUAGGUCUGUUCCUUAAUAUACUGUAAAACUCUGGUGUCUCAUAUCAGUAAGGCCUUUGUCAACUCUUGUGAAAUAGAUGAACUUUUGGAAGUGUAACUCACUCACACCUGUGAGCUUUCUUUAGUCUUUUCCCAUACUCAGUGUGCACUGUUGAAUUUGUAGCUUUAUCUCAUGCUGGGUUUUAUCCAAUGAUUUUUGUCUGCUCCCAAACCUGGGCACAGUCACUGCAGCAUUGAUGGAUUAUACCAAAUAUAAAAUGAGUUUUCUCUCCUGAUGCAACAACUGCUUCCUGCAACGCAAAGUGUUACUGUACGCAAAUUAAAAACCUAAUUGCUA